AGAAGAACGUGCAUCGUUUGCAUUAAAUAUUAAGAAGUGUCCCUUUCCAGGGUAUGGAGCCGCCCUCUAUGACGGUGAAGGCGGGGAUCGUUGUGACGUCUGGGGAGGAGCGCGCGCCCGCCCGCCCCUGGAGACGGCUGUGUUUUCGCACUUCAUGGCAGCAGCGAGUGCUGCAGUCGGCUCUAUUAUCAACGUAGUCCCGACCGCGACUUUUCAGAGCCCUAAACACACAGAGAAUGAAGAGCAGCACAGGCUUCAUGGCAGCGAUCUCCUGAGGUCGGGCCGCGGGAUGAGCGCUAGCCCGACUCCGGAUCCCGCUCGCGGGUGGCCCCUAGGUUCCAACCCCCCAAAAGCAGCGCAGGAGCUGGAGGAGGAGGAGCAGCAAGCGGUCAUCCUAAGGCAGCUGCGGGGAGGCCAGGGGCUCGAAGCUAUUAGGGCUCUCCGUGCCCACCUCCAUCGGUACGGAGGAAGACUGUCGCUGAAUAACGGGCAGGAGGUACUGGAGGAGCUAGUGGCGCUGCUGCAGCAGAAAAACGGUCGCAGGGAAGUGCGAGCCUCGUGCUUACAGCUAGUGUCGGAGCUAGUGCAGGCGCCAGGAGAGGAGUUCGAUAGUUUCCGAUUGGCGAUCCUGCCGGGCCUGGUACGUGACCUGAAGGAUGAGAGUCCCGUAGUGCGCAAGGAACUGGUUCAGACGCUGCAUAAGUGCCUCAAGUUUAGUCGCAGCCCCCAGGACGUGUUUGUUGCUCUAGCCAAAUACGGGCUAGACAGUCCUGAUCCCGAGGUAAGGACUGCCACUGCUGUCACUUUACCCGUGUUUUUAACUAAGGACCUGCUUACCGUGGACCUUUACGGUCUGGUUGUUUGCCUUGCCAAGAAGCUGAGCAGUGGCGCGGAUGACCCACUGGUGGCUUUCUGCACUAUGAAUCAUAUAAGAGCACAUGUCGGACAAGAGGAAUUUAAUUCAUAUUUGAAGCGCCUGCCAUCAGCUUUGAAACAGGACUACAGUCGUUUUGUUGAAGAAAACUAUGCGCAGCUAUCCAGCAAUGGAGCUGCAAGCCACAUGGAUAAAAAUCUGGGGAUCAUGAGCCCAAGACGGACUACUGCAUUGAACAGGAGCCACACACAUCAUCCAGUUCUAGCUGCUUCCAGAGAUUCCAACAGCAGCAAGUUUGCAUUCAUAUCUCAAGAGCUCCAUGCCAGGUUGCUGAACCAAGAAGACUACAAAGCCAGAAUACAUGCAGUAGAGGAGCUCAGAUGUGCUCUACUGGACAUGGACCUGACAACUGUGCCUUCACCAAGUCUGAUUGGUUUUAUUAGUUUACUUUGUAGCCUUUUGGAUGACAACAAUUUUAAAGUGAUGCAGGGUAGUUUGGAAAUUCUGGCACUUUUAGUAGUAAAAUUGGGCCCCAAUGCAGAACCAUUUCUUAGACCAAUAGUAUCUGCGACAGUAAAGGUGCUGGGCGAUAGUAAAGUGGUUACCAAACAAGAGUGCAUGAAUGUCUGCAUGGGUCUGAUGAAAACUGUUGGUCCUCAAAAGCUUUUAGAUCUUUUAUUGGAAAACAUUAAACAUAAAAACUCAAGGGUUAGAGAGGAGGUAAUCAGUAUCAUCAUCGCUUCACUUCUUACAUUCCCCAGUGAAGAUUUUGACCUGCCAAAACUUUGCUUUGCUGUGGCACCCUCCUUAGCUGACAGCAAAAGAAAAGUGCGCCAUGCAGCAUUGGAAGUCUUUGCUGUCCUUGCUUCGUCCAUGGGCUCAGGAAAAAUGCAGCCUCUGGUAAAGGCUGUGGAUCAAGUGGAACUUCAGCAAGAUGUUGAAGGCCUCAUGGCAGCGGUUCAGGCCAGAUUAGCAAGAAGAGUGCUGCCAAAGCUGACUUCCCAAGGUUUGGUAGAGUAUGCUGUACCCAUACCCUCAUCUGCUGUCAGCAGAGGGAUUCACAUGGUGCCACAGGGUGCAGAUAUGGAAUGGCUUUUGGGGGGUGGAAGAACACAAAGUGCACACAGCUACCAUGGAGAACCCGAUAGCGAUCUGGGUCAGGGGUAUAUGUCACCUCUUCCCUUCUGUGAAGACCCACCUACCCACAGGAGGGUGCUGAGUGCUGGCAAAGGGAAGAACAAGUUGCCCUGGGAGAAUACAGGGAGCACAGCACCAAUUGAUCAGGUUUCCCGAGUCUACAGUGAAGUUCCCAGUUCCCCAAGGCUGAAACUGUCAUCAGCCAUGUUAGCAAAAGAUGACCCAUACCUGGCCAGAAAGAGUGCUGCAAAGUCAAUCAGGUCACUUAAUGGGCUGGAUGGCAACUGUGAAAAUUCAAGCACUUCAACAAACACAGAUGUACACCAUCCUCGUAUCUCAGGAAAGAAAGGCCUGCUAGGCUCCUCAAGGAAGAGUGGCAGUGUGGAUUCUGAACUUCAGCUUUUAGGAACCAACCAGCAGCUUGAAAAAUCUUCCCUACAUGGUAGUCUGAACUUUGUGACUAAGCAACCACGGACCUUCUACAAUCAUGCAAAUGUGGAACGAACAUUUUCCUUUCCUACGUCUGGCAGCGGCUAUGGUGUUGCUCUUCUGCCGUCCUAUCCUCUCUCCUCAGCAGGAGGUGGAUCUUUGAAUUCAGCAUCACCAGCUGUUGGCCGCCCUGUCGCAAAGGUUGCAGAACAGUGUGUCAGUCUACCCAGCACCUCCCCCGGCAAGCAAGAGAACAUUGCAAAAUCUGGCACACCACGAAGACUGCCAAAUUGCAAGGCAGAAGGCCCAUCUGCUGAAGGUAUACAAGAUAAACACUCCCCAGUACCUUUAAUGCCUGCACUAGUCAGAUCACCUUCACAUCGUGGUCUUGGAGUCACCAAGCCAGUUCCUCCCAUACCUCGAAAAUCAAGUCCCUUCCAAGACUGGACAGAAGGAGCAAUUGGUGGAGACUCUAGGAAGAUGGUUUUGAAUCAAGACAUUGGGGGUGUGUGGGAGAGUAGUUCAGACAAACCAAGCAGCAAAACAUUUGAACUAAACCUGUCUGAACUUCACCUGAAAGACGAGGAUCUUGACCACGAGGAGAUGAUUAGUUCCCUCCGGUCUGUUCGCAAUAGUGCAGCCAAGAAAAGGGCAAAAAUGAGUGGAAGUGUUUCAGACCCUGACAGCCCAGAUUCAGCAUUUAAGUCAGAGCUGACUUUGGACUCUCCUUGUCGUACUUCAUCACCUUUCACCAGCCCUGUCAGCGAAAGUGGUGUUUACAGCCUGCAGGACUCUCUCAUCUCUCCAUCAGCAACUACUCCACGCAGUAGAAGGACUGGGUCUGGCCGCAAUUCUCCUUUGACUCCAAGAAUGCAUGUACCAAGAGUUUCCUCUGGACAAGCUAAAUCUUCCCAUGCCAUGGACUACACUCCAAUCCAAGGUGUUAUUUCCCGAGAUAAAGCAACUACAGACGUUAGCAUUAUUGGGCAGAGAAUGGGCUAUGCCAAUGGAUUAGUAGAGCAAGAAGAUGGCAGACAAAGGGACUCCUCUCCUCCCUUUUCUAAAAUGCAUGUCACCAAAGAGCAGCAGAAAGCUGCAAAGCAAGCCAAGGGAAUAUACAUCUCCGCAAGUGGUGCUCAGCACAUUGGCAAUCAGGAUAAUAUCUCAGGAAGUGGAAUGUCAGAAGACACUGUUGUAAUUGUAGGCAAAGGUGUCUUUGGAAGUCCUACUUCUUCACUAACAGGCAGUCAGUCUUCCAUGUCAUCUAUUGAAACAACAAACUGCAUUAACAAACCCAACACAGAACCACUCUCUGGAAUCUAUGGUAAAUCUGUUCAGCACAUCAGCUUGUCAAAUUUUGAGAACAGUGAUCCCACAGAAAAGGAGAUGAAAGUGGCCAUUUCAAAAUCAGCUCGGGAUAAGAUGAGACAGAAAAGGAAAGAAGAGAAAAUACAGAAUUACAAAGAGCAAGUAGAAAAGAGAGAGAAAAAUGAUGAUCAUUUGCGGGAGCGACUGAAGCACAUUGACCUGGAAAAGCCUCCUCCAGAAGGAUUGGCUGUAAAUGGAGAUGUCCUUCUGAAACCUAGGACAGAAUCUCAGUCUGCUGAGCUUCCACUUAGUUCACCUCCAUUGAAACGAACAUCCAGCAUCCGAAAGACUCACUCCUCCAAUGCAGGUGACAUCUCUGCUGGAUCACAGCCUCAACGGAAAGAGAGAGCUCCUUCUGUCCCAAGUAGUUCAGAGAUUAUUGACUCUUCUGAACUGAGGCCCUUCUCCAAGCCUGACCUGGCACUUGCAGAAGCAUUUAGGCUAUUGGCUGAUGAUGACUGGGAAAAGAAGAUUGAAGGUCUGAAUUUUCUGAGAAGUCUGUCAGCCUUUCAUUCAGAUGUGUUGAUGACAAAGGUUCACGAGGCAGUACUGGCUGUAAUUAAGGAGGUUAAGAAUCUACGUUCUGGUGUUUCUCGGGCAGCUGUAGUUUGCUUGGGGGACAUGUUUGCAAACCUCAAGAAAGGCAUGGACCAAGAGCUUGACAAUAGUGUGAAAGUUCUCCUGCACAAAGCUGGGGAAUCUAAUACUUUUAUACGAGAAGAUGUAGACAAAACCCUGGACACCAUGGUCAACAGUGUUACACUUGCCAGAGCGCUCUCUGCGUUGGUAACUGGAGGAGGCAGUCACUUGAAUGCAGUUGUUAGGAAAUGUGCAGCCCAACACUUGGCUGAUGUUGUGGAGAAGAUGGGACCAGGACGCCUCCUGUCUGGCAUCAAAGACAUAACAGACAAGCUUUUACCAGCUGUUGCAAAAUUUGCCCAGGAUAGCUCUCAGGAAACCAGAUUCCAUGGAAGGAGAAUGCUUUUUGUUAUGAUGUCACACCAAGACUUUGAGAAAAUGCUUGAAAAAUAUUUGCAGCCAAAAGAUCUUCCAUACAUUAAAGAAGCUGUAGGCAACCUUCGGCUAAAGGGUUUAGGAGAAAUGCCAUUGGAUGCCUCAUCUGCCAAAGGACGACGUUCCCACCUUGGCAGUGGUGGCUCCAUCCGAGCCUCCUCUAGUUCUCGAGAGCCACUCAACCUUUCAGGAAGAGACAUUGGAGAGUCAGUGUGGAAACCAUCUCCUAGGAAUCUUGUAGAAAACACUGAAUUUGUCAAGCAGCUGACAGGCCUAUUGAAUGCUAAAGACUUCAGAGACAGAACAAAAGGAAUUGAACAGCUUUUAGCAGAUUGUGAACGUAAUCCGGAUCUUAUUAUUUCAAAUAUAUUCCCGAUUUUUGAUGCCUUUAAAUCACGACUUCAUGACCCCAAUAGUAAAGUGAACCUAUUGGCACUAGAGUCAAUGCAGAAGAUAAUUAUUUUGCUUAAAGAUAAUCUGGGCCAAGUUAUCCACUUAGUGGUACCAGCUGUAGUAGAUAACAAUCUUAAUUCAAAGAAUAAUGGUAUCUACAUUGCUGCCAACAGUGUUCUACAGUGUCUUGUCGAUAAUAUUGAUAAGACCCUCCUGCUUCAGCCUUUUUGUAUGAAAGCUCAGUUUCUAAAUGGAAAGGCCAAGCAAGAUAUGACCGAAAAGGUAGCAGAUCUGGUGACAGAGCUGCAUCCGCGUAAACCUCAGGUUGUGGAACAGAAAGUAUUGCCUCUUUUGUGGCACCUCCUAGGCAACAUGACCAGCAGUGGUUCUCUUCCUGGCAAAGGAGGAAACAUUCGUGCGGCUACCAUUAAACUUUGCAAAGCGCUACAUGCGAAUAUGGGUCCGAGUUUGCUGGAUCUUGCUGCCAACCAAUCAGGACACAUCAGCAAAACUCUGCAAGAAGUACUGGAGAUCCCUACCUAAAUCCAAUGAAAUUUAGGGGGACCACAAAAAAUAAUGUUUACUUGAAAAUUUGUACAGUUGGUAUCAUUUAAUAUUCACAGUGCCUGCACUUCCUACAGCAAAGUUGAUGUUAGAACAGUGAAGUCUUGAAUCAACACUACAAAGAAAAACUCUAGAUCAGUAUCAAAACCGUAAAAGGGACUAUGAAAAAAGCAGAUCCUUUGUACAUAAAGUGCUGUUCUCCACAAAUGCAAAUGCUGUCAGCAUCAGGUUGCACUCUUUUAAUAGCAGGUUUUCCACAAUGUUUUGCUGUUUUUGCACUCCUAAAACUCGGUACAGUAAAUACUCUGUAUCCUUUCAACAUGAAUUUGUUAAGCGUUGCUGCAGAAUGUACAUUUUUAAAUGCACAAUGAUAUAAUGUUUGAAAUUUACUAUUUUUCUUCCUUCUCUUAUGAAAAGAAAAUCAUUCUGAUAACAAAUUUAUUUGGGUGUCUUAUAAUGACUGGGGGUUUGGUGUGACUCUUGUCAUGAAUUGUGAAAGAAAAACCGAAAAUGUUUUGGUUUUAUUUUUAAUGCCUCCAGAUAUUUUAAUUGCACAGUAUUAGCUUAAUCUUGCUGCUCUUACAUUUAAAUUCUUUGGGUUCGGCUCAUGUAAGGUUCUGACUGCUGUCAAGUGUUCCUUAUAAUUAAAUAAGAGGCACUAUUCAUGAUUGUAUUUCUUCUCUCGUUUAAAUAAGGCACAUCCAGCAAUUAGGCACUUGAUAAUGUUAACAGACUUCCUUAAUAUUCGCCUUAUCCAGAGCUCAUUAACUAAAUAACUAUUACCAAAUUUAAGGAAAAAAGGCAUGGCUUUUCCCAUGUGUAAGAACCAUUUGUGAAAUAGUCGUAGUUUUUUUUUUUAUGUUGUAGUAUAAGAAUUAGGGGUCUACUCAUUUUACGGAUUUCACGGAAAUCAGGAAGUUACAAUUUUGAAAAAGUAAUUGUAUAUUAGUCCGUUGUUUAUCAAAAUGUGUAUUAAAAUCAUAGCAGACUUUCAGAUUUAUUGAUUACUGCACAAAUGUGGUCAUGUGAUAAAUGCAAACCAAUUCAAAUCAUGUGAUCCUUCCAGUUUUCACAAAUUUCCAGUGUUGUGGGUGAUAUGGUAAGGUUACAUUUUUAAGAGUUAAAUAGCUAUUGCUUAAAAAAGGUACAAGAAGUAAAAGGUUUUACCGUUCCAAUAGGAAGGUGAUGAUUAAAGUAAUUUGUUUAUAUUGUAUUUUGACUCAGGGAAAGUUGCGUAGUGGUUCUUAAUGUUUGGGCACAUUUGAAUGCACCUCUACAUCAAGGUCUACCAGAGCAAGCAAGUCAAAAGGGACAGUGAUAAAAACGUGGCAAAAAAAAAAUAUCCAAAGUGGUCAUCAUUUUCACUUUUGUAGAAUGUUCUUGGUAAAAAAAAUACCAUUUGUAAGUGAGGACUACUUCCAGAACCACCUAGGAUGUGUGUGUCUCAUGAUAUUUGCAGGCAGGUUUCAUAGUAUUAUAACAUCACUGACAGAUAACCAUUCUGUUUACAUUAAGCUCCCUAUAUUGGAUGGUUACUUAACUAAGACAUAUUUUUGAUCUUGGCUCAUCUGUGGAUUUUUUAACAAUAACACAAAUUAACCAUUGUUAAGUUUUAAUGUUUAAAUGACUUCAUUAGACUCAGAUCUGCAUGGUAUGAUAUGCUUUUUACCUAAGCAAAACUUUGUAGAUGUGUUGAAGUGGUGUUAGACUAAAACUUAAUUUACCUAAUUAUUUCAAUUUUUAUUCAUAUAUUAUUCAGGUUUCUUUGAAGUAAAAGCUUAUAGUCUUUUUUUCCAAAGUGUGUAGUGAUUAUUUAAGACAGCUAAACAAAAUGUCACAAAUCCAUUCUGGUUUUUGCUUUGUAAAGCACAGAGAGCUUUCUGCAUAAUAAACUUGAUGUCACACUUGGUGCACAGGCUUCCUAAAAUCUAGGCACCUUUUCAAACAAAAAUAUUUUAAAUAAUAGAGCUUGUGUCCAUUGAUGUGGUAAUCUGUAUACAGAGCAUGGUUUUCUAAUGGCCCUUUAAAAAAUGUUGAUAAAGAGUGAAGCCAGUGUAAAUAAUACUUGUGGUAAAAGACAUUUUAGUAGCAACCAAACUAUCUUCAGAUAGUCUGGCUGCAGGUUUUUUCGUUUACAACCGACAAUUUACAAAGUGUAAUCAGUGCUGUAUAUAUUUUAAGUUUCUGUUUCCAGAAUGUAAUCUUCAUGCCACUUACUUUUUUUUCUUUGUGCAUUUCUAAUCUUUGGCCCUUUUUGGCAGUAAGAUUCCUCAUUGUCCUUAAGGCAACUCUAAAUAAUGACAAGAACAUCACGUGGAAUGUCCUGUAUAUCCUGCUUAAAGCCACGUGGUGAUGUUCAUGUCCAUUUUGAACUCUUUAGCCACAUCCCCACAAAACUGGAAAAACAGGGUCUUAUGUGAGUUUUAUAAGUGCAGUGCAUGUGCCAUCUCAGUGUGCAUCCUAGUUCUGUCACUUCAGAGACCGAGGACAGCAAAUUAAUAGUUAAUAAAUUCAUGCUCCUUAUAUUUAUAAAGUAAAAUAUAGACAGUUGGGUAAAUGUAAGAAAAUUCUUUCUAUCUAUCUAUCUAUCUAUCUAUGUCUGUCUGUCCUGUACAUAUUAUAUAUAUAUAUAUUGUAUCGUACAUUGUAAAAUAUCCAUUAAGAUUGUUAUUUAUAUGUAACUGAGCCGUGAAAAACACCUAUAGUAAUAAAUCUGUGAUCUAAGUAGACCCCUAGUAAUAAUAACGCUUGUAAAAUGAAUGUUGGUUUGCUGAAAUAAUGUGUUCAAGUUUUUGGCAUGACCAAAUCACCAAACAAACAAAAAAGAUUAAUAUUUUUGUUACAUAUUUUUAAAUGUAUACAAAUGGCUGCAAAUUUUACAAAAAUGUAGGUGUUGGAUAUAAUUCAUGUACUUGAUGUGUGAUAAAUAUACUAAAAUAAUAUUUCUUUAAUGAUUUAUACACAGAGCCCAAGUAUGUAAUUCUCAUGUAAUAAUAGUGCCAGGCCUCGUAUAGCCUUUCACGUAUUUUUCAGAGCUGAAUGGUACUGUACUCGUUUAUAGAAAAAGAAAGUGUAAUGUUAUAUAAAUAAAUGUUUUUAUUUCU
Messenger RNA from Polypterus senegalus (gray bichir), 8883 nucleotides. Its product is annotated as TOG array regulator of axonemal microtubules protein 1. Gene Ontology annotation, cellular component: cilium; cytoplasmic microtubule. The record is from RefSeq and is a predicted model, not a curated record. The transcript is spliced from 22 exons. The coding region runs from base 155 to 5758 and encodes 1867 amino acids. Gene Ontology annotation, biological process: microtubule cytoskeleton organization. NCBI's taxonomy places the organism in Eukaryota, Metazoa, Chordata, Cladistia, Polypteriformes, Polypteridae. Gene Ontology annotation, molecular function: microtubule binding.